Molecule: messenger RNA, 2044 nt
Organism: Homo sapiens (human)
Lineage: Eukaryota; Metazoa; Chordata; Mammalia; Primates; Hominidae
Gene: CDK10
Product: cyclin dependent kinase 10
Exons: 13
Coding region: 647-1465 (272 amino acids)
Biological process (GO): regulation of mitotic cell cycle
Molecular function (GO): cyclin-dependent protein serine/threonine kinase activity; protein kinase activity; ATP binding
Source: RefSeq, a predicted model, not a curated record
CGGGCAGCUCUGCCCGCCUCGCUAGCGGCACUGCCCGGCUGGGUCUGGGGAGCCUCGUGUCGCGCUGCCGCGCCGAGGCUUCCGGCACGGGCGGGAACGACAGUCCCAGAGUUCCCCGCGGCGGGGGCGGAAGCCGGGGCGGGGCGGGCUCAGGACCCCCGACAGCCGGUCCCUGGAGAUCUGAGGGGCCGGGGCGGGCUCAGGGAUGCCUCGCGCCCGCGGAGAGACGGGCCCGGGACUUGGGAAGAGCAAGCUCCGGGAUCCAGCUCGGGCGCUGCUGGGUUCAGCGCCCGAGCUGGGCUUUGCAGGCUGAGCCGCGAGCCACUUGUUUGUGGGGAGAAUUUACACCCGCGACGAGUUCGAGCUUGAAGGCUCCCGCUGGGCUUGGGCUGCAUGGAGCGGGGUCCAGCGCUGCCUGGCGGCUUCACGCGAACCCUGGGCGCGUCCCUUGCGGAGGUGCCGGUGCCUCCCUCUGCAGAGACCAGGAGAGAGCCUCUGGGCGUUGGGCGGUGUUGCCCAGCUGGGACGAUGCCGGAGUGUGAAGGAGUUUGAGAAGCUGAACCGCAUUGGAGAGGGUACCUACGGCAUUGUGUAUCGGGCCCGGGACACCCAGACAGAUGAGAUUGUCGCACUGAAGAAGGUGCGGAUGGACAAGGAGAAGGAUGGCAUCCCCAUCAGCAGCUUGCGGGAGAUCACGCUGCUGCUCCGCCUGCGUCAUCCGAACAUCGUGGAGCUGAAGGAGGUGGUUGUGGGGAACCACCUGGAGAGCAUCUUCCUGGUGAUGGGUUACUGUGAGCAGGACCUGGCCAGCCUCCUGGAGAAUAUGCCAACACCCUUCUCGGAGGCUCAGGUCAAGUGCAUCGUGCUGCAGGUGCUCCGGGGCCUCCAGUAUCUGCACAGGAACUUCAUUAUCCACAGGGACCUGAAGGUUUCCAACUUGCUCAUGACCGACAAGGGUUGUGUGAAGACAGCGGAUUUCGGCCUGGCCCGGGCCUAUGGUGUCCCAGUAAAGCCAAUGACCCCCAAGGUGGUCACUCUCUGGUACCGAGCCCCUGAACUGCUGUUGGGAACCACCACGCAGACCACCAGCAUCGACAUGUGGGCUGUGGGCUGCAUACUGGCCGAGCUGCUGGCGCACAGGCCUCUUCUCCCCGGCACUUCCGAGAUCCACCAGAUCGACUUGAUCGUGCAGCUGCUGGGCACGCCCAGUGAGAACAUCUGGCCGGGCUUUUCCAAGCUGCCACUGGUCGGCCAGUACAGCCUCCGGAAGCAGCCCUACAACAACCUGAAGCACAAGUUCCCAUGGCUGUCGGAGGCCGGGCUGCGCCUGCUGCACUUCCUGUUCAUGUACGACCCUAAGAAAAGGGCGACGGCCGGGGACUGCCUGGAGAGCUCCUAUUUCAAGGAGAAGCCCCUACGUCUUCCGAUCAGUGGUGUCUGUGAAGGGUGCCGCGAGCCAGGCUGACCAGGCGCCCGGGAUCCAGCUCAUCCCCUUGGCUGGGAACAUCCUCCACUGACUUCCUCCCACUGUCUGCCCUGAACCCACUGCUGCCCCCAGAAAAAGGCCGGGUGACACCGGGGGGCUCCCAGCCCGUGCACCCUGGAAGGGCAGGUCUGGCGGCUCCAUCCGUGGCUGCAGGGGUCUCAUGUGGUCCUCCUCGCUAUGUUGGAAAUGUGCAACCACUGCUUCUUGGGAGGAGUGGUGGGUGCAGUCCCCCCGCUGUCUUUGAGUUGUGGUGGACGCUGGCCUGGGAUGAGAGGGCCCAGAAGACCUUCGUAUCCCCUCUCAGUCGCCCGGGGCUGUCCCGUGCAUGGGUUGGCUGUGGGGACCCCAGGUGGGCCUGGCAGGACUCCAGAUGAGGACAAGAGGGACAAGGUAUGGGGUGGGAGCCACAAUUGAGGAUACCCCGAGACUACCAGGAGAGCCCUGGGCUGGAGGCUGAGCUGCAUCCCUGCUCCCCACAUGGAGGACCCAACAGGAGGCCGUGGCUCUGAUGCUGAGCGAAGCUAUAGGCUCUUGUUGGAUAAAAGCUUUUUUAACAGA